ACACUAAUAAAUUAAAAAUUAAAAAAAAAAUUUAGUGUUGUGAUCUCUUAAGUAAUGUUUUUUUGUUCAUUGUUCUGUGGCUAACCAUUGUCAAACAACCCGGUUAUUCAACAUUACUAUUAACAACGUCGAUCUGGAUAUGUUCUUUUAAUGCAAAUCGCAAUUGUUUUAGGAUUAAAGUGUAAACGCACAGUCACAGUCCUACUUAGAAUGUCAUAGUGUCAAAUAUUACACACGUCAUUUUUGCGAAUACCAGAUGUUCAACCACUCAUGCAUUUUUUGUGACUUGAUUCGAUCUAUUGUUAUAUAGGAGUGUGUGUAUGAAAAAUGUGGGUAAUAUAUCAAAAGCUAUGACUGCUUGUUGUAUAUUACACAAUAUAGCUUUACAAAAUGAUGACUAUACUUGGGUACCAAUUGAUUCAAACCCUGAUGCAAUUCUAAAUGAAUUUGUCAAUGACGGUACCAAUCAACAAGACAUAACUGGUAUUAAUAAAAGAAACAGUUUAGCAAGUUUAUUUCCAGCAGAUGAAAAUCUUAAAAAAACUUGGAUGGACAUUUGUUCACUUGAUAAAUAUUUAGUAUCAUAUCGUAUUUGCAGUGUACACUUUGAGAAGAACAAUUUUAAAAUGAAUGGUCUCUUAUGUCCAAAUUCUUUUCCUGUUUUAAAUACAUCAUCAACUUUGGAUGUAAAUACCAGCAAAUUCAAUACACCUAGCUGUAAGAGAAAGCUGUAUGAACCUGAGAACAAUGAGUCAGAUGAGGUUUUGGGACAAAUUACAAUCAGCCCUAACACUCAAUCACCAAUUACAAGUACAACAACAGCAAAUAGAAUACACUUAAAUAAUGUAAAGCGUCCAAGAUAUAUUGGUGAUUUAAGAGUUGAACAUUUUAUUUCUCCUAGAAGAGCCAGUAGAAAUUUAGUUUUUUUCAAAAUUAAGCAUAAUGAAACCUUAAAUAAACUGAAAAUUACUAGAGAGAAAGCCAGAAGACUUCAGAACAAAGUCAAAUCUUAUGAAGACCUUAUAAAAGUUUUAGAACAAAAAAAUCUUAUUUCAGAAAAUGCAUCACACAUUUUACAAGUAUGUGAAUGUGUGCAGUGUUGUUAAAUAAUAAUUACAACUUUAACCAUAUUUUAAUCAUUAACUUAUAUUAAUAAAAAUAGUAGUUUUUAAAUUAUUUUAGAUAUAUAUAAAAUGUGUGUAGUUUUAGUAUUAUAUUGUUCUUUGUUUACUUAAAUGUAAAAAUAAGUUUUUUGUAUAGAAAAAUGUUAUUUAUUUUGUAUUCUUAAUUUAAUAUUUAUAAGCUAAAUUAAUCACUUAUUUCAGAAUUUUUAUUUUUUUCCUAUAGUCUUUUGGUUCAAAAAUGUUAAAUGAAAUUGUUAAACGAAAAAGUGCCAAUAAAAAUGGUAUUUAUAGUGAUGAAUUAAGGAAAUUUGCUAUUACUCUCUUGUUUUAUUCAACAAAAGCAUACAAUUUUGUUAGGAAACAAUUUUCUAAUAUUUUACCUCACCCUCGAACUUGAACUAAAUGGUACAAA
Molecule: messenger RNA, 1536 nt
Organism: Rhopalosiphum padi (bird cherry-oat aphid)
Lineage: Eukaryota; Metazoa; Arthropoda; Insecta; Hemiptera; Aphididae
Exons: 6
Coding region: 321-1106 (261 amino acids)
Source: RefSeq, a predicted model, not a curated record